Mauremys mutica (yellowpond turtle) is the source of this 674-nucleotide messenger RNA. It is a transcript of the gene CGA, whose product is annotated as glycoprotein hormones, alpha polypeptide. The transcript is spliced from 4 exons. The coding region runs from base 123 to 485 and encodes 120 amino acids. NCBI's taxonomy places the organism in Eukaryota, Metazoa, Chordata, Testudines, Geoemydidae. Gene Ontology annotation, molecular function: follicle-stimulating hormone activity. Gene Ontology annotation, cellular component: follicle-stimulating hormone complex; extracellular region. The record is from RefSeq and is a predicted model, not a curated record. Gene Ontology annotation, biological process: thyroid hormone generation; positive regulation of steroid biosynthetic process.
CAAGUCCCGGCCCAUAAUUGGGGCUCUUAAGUGUGACUGCAAUACAAUUAACAUUUCAGCUGAACGUGCAGAGGGAGACCUGACACAGAUGCUUUCCCAGGUGAUGAUGGGCAGGAAGAAUCAUGGAUUACUAUGGGAAGUACGCAGCGGUCACUCUAGUCAUGUUGUCCGUGUUUCUGCAUAUUCUUCAUUCUUUUCCAGAUGGAGAGUUCCUCACACAGGGUUGUCCAGAAUGCAAGCUAGGGGAGAACAGGUUCUUCUCAAAGCCAGGAGCUCCCAUUUACCAGUGCACAGGAUGUUGUUUCUCCAGGGCUUAUCCCACUCCCAUGAGAUCAAAGAAGACAAUGCUCGUUCCAAAGAACAUUACAUCAGAGGCAACAUGCUGUGUAGCAAAAGCCUUUACAAAGAUUACCCUUAAGGACAACGUGAAGAUAGAGAACCACACAGACUGUCAUUGCAGUACCUGCUACUAUCAUAAAUCUUAAAGCCUGUCCCAUCGGUAGUGACCACGGAUGACAAUGAAUGGAAUUGUUUGUUUUUCAGCUUUUAUAGCACCUCUAUUUAAAAUAUUAGGUUUUCUGAUCAGGGCAUUUUAGUGUAUGAUCUGAUGAGAUGUACAGCAGUUUGUCUCCUCUUUACUUCAUCACGUAUCUAACCAAGUUUAAUUAUUUCCA